ACCAGCACGUUUCUUAUGCAGUGGCUGUGAAUGUAAACAAAGAUGCUUUUGUCGCAUUUAUCAACCAUAGAGAUAUAUGUUAGCCAUCAAGUUUAACACGAUCAUUUAAGUAUCCAGCAAUAUUGUUUAACUUGUUGUAAACAUUUUUAUUUCACAAUGGAGGGGUUGUCGUCUUUCCAUAAUCUACAAGCGCUCUCUGCCCUCUUAUCCACGCAGGGAGACGAUGAUGAAGAUGAUUGUAAAAAUAUGAAAUCCUCAGCCCUAAUGAGUCCCGGUGAUAUUCAUGCACCUCCAUCUGUUGCCAACAAAACAGGUACAACAGCCUACGCCAAAGCGGACAGUAAAGCCAUCUGGUGUGAGGAGGAGGUGAUAGAGGGGUCGCAGUUUGAUGACCUCACAGACACACGGCCACAACCUGAGUACGACAUAGUGUUGAAGCAGAGUGUUGGGACGGAGGACAUUUUUCUUGGGAUGAGUGGAAAGGAUCCCUCUUCCAUGUGCUGUGACAGCAUGCUGGUUAAAAUCAAAAUGCCAGGCACCAAAGCAUCAGAUGUAGUCCUGGAUGUGAAGGACAAAUUCCUUGAUCUGCGAACACCAAACUAUAAACUAGGUCUUCACCUUCCACACCCAGUUCACAGUCAGGAAGGAAAAGCCCAUUUCUACAGUGAAAGACAGGAGUUGGAAGUCACUUUACCCAUGAAUCGCCUCAUGGACCAAAUCAACCUGCAAUGAAUAACAAACCCAGUUGGAAAUUAAUACAAACUGUACUACCACUCUUUUGCAGCAUUUCAACCUAUUAACUUUGCAGUAUAUCUUAUGCUUUUCUUAACAAUGCUUCUAGCAGGCUUGAGUUGAGAAAUGUAUACAUGUGUGCCCAGAUGUGUGCAAAGCCUUUAUCUCUCAUGAAGCAGGAGAUGUAUUGUAAAUGACUACAGCUAUGGAUUCCAUAUUUUAUAUCUGACCGUUUUAAAUAAAACAAAUAGUUACAAUCGUA
This is a messenger RNA of Esox lucius (northern pike), 994 nucleotides long. RefSeq names its product dynein axonemal assembly factor 6 (gene dnaaf6). The transcript has 6 exons. The record is from RefSeq and is a predicted model, not a curated record. The coding region runs from base 157 to 732 and encodes 191 amino acids. NCBI's taxonomy places the organism in Eukaryota, Metazoa, Chordata, Actinopteri, Esociformes, Esocidae. Gene Ontology annotation, molecular function: protein-folding chaperone binding; dynein intermediate chain binding. Gene Ontology annotation, biological process: axonemal dynein complex assembly; flagellated sperm motility. Gene Ontology annotation, cellular component: cytoplasm.